AUGGACUUUCGCAUCAUCUCUCGCCUGGGCAUCACGCACGUUAAGGGCAUGCUGCUGCACGGUCCACCUGGCACGGGCAAGCCAGGGCAUCUUGCCCGUGAAGGGCAUGCUACUGCACGGCCCCCCUGGCACGGGCAAGACACGGAUAGCCUGGGCAUGCUGCUGCACGGGCCCCCCGGCACGGGCAAGACGCUGAUUGCGCGGCAGAUAGGCAAGCUGCUGAACGGCAUGGAGCCCAAGGUAUGGGGGAAUGGAGUGUGGGUAGAUGAUUGGGUGGGUGGGGCUUCUGGGCUGUGCUGCUGGUGCUGGGUGAGACUCUGCUCUCCUCCUCUCCCCACCGCCCCCGGCACGGGCAAGACGCUGAUUGCGUGGCAGAUAGGCAAGCUGCUGAACGGCAUGGAGCCCAAGGUAUGGGGGAAUGGAGUGUGGGUAGAUGAUUGGGUGGGUGGGGCUUCUGGGCUGUGCUGCUGGUGCUGGGUGAGACUCUGCUCUCCUCCUCUCCCCACCGCCCCCGGCACGGGCAAGACGCUGAUUGCGUGGCAGAUAGGCAAGCUUUUAAACGGCAUGGAGCCCAAUGUAUGGGGGGAUCUCGUGGGGGUGGUUGCUUCUGCUGUUGCUGGGGGCUGGUUGGUGUUGUUGUUGCUGGUUGCAUGUGUGGCAAGCGGAGGAGCACUUGGGUGGGGGUGUUCUCUGCUUCCCCUUCCUCUCUUUCCCCCCGGCACAGGCAAGACGCUGAUUGCACGGCAGAUAGGCAAGCUGCUGAACAGCAUGGAGCCUAAGACGCUGAUCGCGUUGCAGAUAGGCAAGCUUCUCAACGGCAUGGAUCCUAAGACGCUGAUCGCAUUGCAGAUAGGCAAGCUUCUCAACGGCAUGGAUCCGCCUAUGAACACCCAAGGUGUGGGUGGGGUGGGUGGUGGGGAUGGAGGGUGGGAGUGUCUUUUGAGACGUCUCAAAAGCAAUAUGGACGUCUUGGGCUUGGCUGAUGGGGCAGUGGAGAAAAACAUCCGCGACUUGUCCACACCACUCCCUAUCACUCUAGACCGUUCUACACCACGUUCUGUGUCCUAUGUGGUGAACGGCCCUGAGAUUCUGGACAAGUACGUGGGAGCAGCAGAGAAGAACAUCCGAGACCUGUUUGCGGAUGCUGAGAAGGAUCAGAAGGAGCACGGGGACGAGAGCGAUCUGCAUAUCAUCAUCUUUGAUGAGAUCGAUGCCAUCUGUAAGGUGAGACGUGGUGGAUUGAAGGAGAUUGUUUAUGAAAGCAUGUUCAACCAGUCGCUCAGAAAUGCAUGUGCCCCUCGUCGUCCUCCUCCUCCUCCUCUCCCCUCCUACCCUUUCCUCCUCUCCCCUCCUACCCUUUCCUCCUCUCCCCUCCUACCCUUUCCUCCUCUCCCCUCCUACCCUUUCCUCCUCUUCCCUCCUGCCUGUCCUCCUCCUCCCGCCUGCCCACCUAUCCCCCCUUUUCCUGCUCACUCUUAUUGUGCACAGAUUGAUGGAGUAGAGUCGCUGAACAACAUUCUUCUCAUCGGCAUGACCAAUCGGAAAGACAUGCUCGACGAGGCUCUGCUCAGACCGGGUCGACUGGAGGUGCAGAUCGAAAUAGGGUUACCAGACGAGGAGGGGCGAGUGAAGAUCCUGGGCAUCCAUUCCAACAAGAUGCGUGAAAACUCCUUCAUGGGUGCUGACGUGGACCUCCACAGCUUGGCUGCCCGCACCAAGAAUUUCAGUGGAGCAGAGCUAGAAGGACUAGUCAAGAGCGCUGUCUCCUUCGCGCUGUCAAGGCAGACGGACCCGUCAGACCUGACCAAGGCGAUAGACGAGGACAACAUUCGGGUGACCAUGGUGGACUUUGAAGAGGCGCUCAAGGAGCGCCUCUUGCACCCGUCCGACCUGACCAAGGCGAUAGACGAGGACAACAUUCGGGUGACUACGGUGGAUUUCGAAGAGGCGCUCAAGGAGGUGCGCCCGGCCUAUGGCGCCAACACAGAGCAGCUCAACAUGUACCGUCCCUGGCAGCGCACCACCACAUCCUCUCCACCGCCAAGCGCCAGGCGCUGCAAGCGAAAGGAAAGGCAGCACACUCAGCACAUCCUUUCUACGUUCCCCCUCCCUUGCAGUCUGAACGGCAUGCUGCAGUCCCUGACAGCGCACCACCACAUCCUCUCCACCGCUAAGCGCCAGGUGCUGCAAGUGCGGAGCAGCGAGAGAACGCCCCUGCUGACGUGCCUGCUGGAAGGGUCGCCAGGGAGUGGAAAGACGGCUCUUGCUGCAACGAUUGCCAUGGAAAGCGGUUUCCCCUUUGUUAAGAUGAUCUCAGCAGAGACGAUGGUGGGCAUGUCAGAGCCGUCCAAAUGCUCAGCCAUAGCCAAGGUGUUUGACGACGCAUAUAAAUCCGCAUUCAGCAUCGUGAUUCUGGACGACAUAGAGCGCCUAUUCGAGUAUGUCAGCAUCGGCCCGCGCUUCUCCAACCUCGUGCUGCAGUCGCUCCUCGUGCUCGUCAAGAGGCUUCCGCCUGAGUCGCUGCUCGUGCUCGUCAAGAGGCUUCCCCCUGAGGGUCACAAGCUGUACGUGAUCGCAACCACGAGUCUGCCCGAGGCACUUCAGCAGGCCAUGCACCUGUCGUCCUCCUUCAACACUGUUCUCACCGUGCCCACGCUUUCCCGCAUCGAAACCAGGGCGGCACUGAAAGAGCUGGACGUGUUCGAAGCAGACGACAUUGACACUGCUGUGGAUGCUCUUCACUCCACAGUGGAAGAGAUGACCAUCAAGAAGCUCCUCAUGUUCAUAGAGAUGGCCUCGCAAGGCACCACAGCCCCUGGGCAGCCCAGACCCAAGAUUGACAUCGGCUUCCUGUGCGAAUGCCUCAAGGACUUGUCAUAG
Closterium sp. NIES-65 is the source of this 2880-nucleotide messenger RNA. The record is from the annotation of a GenBank genome assembly. Lineage: Eukaryota; Viridiplantae; Streptophyta; Zygnematophyceae; Desmidiales; Closteriaceae.